AUGGGGAGCAGCGUAAAGAGACUGACCAGUCAGCCGCCUUACCUCCAAGCCGCCUGCCUUUACGCUGCUGCUCCGCCGAAUGUGCAGGAGGUCCGCCUGGAGCCGGCCUCCGGUCCCCAGCAACAACAACAACAACCCGGCAGCGCCGGCCCGUCCCCCAGCAGCAAGUUCAAGCAGCAGCUGAAAAGGCAGCGCUCCUGUUCGCCCGAGUUACUGCGCUGCAAGCGGCGCCUGAAUUUCAGCGGCUUCGGGUACAGCCUCCCCCCGCAGCAACCGGCAGCGGUGGCCCGGCGGAACGAGAGGGAGAGGAACCGGGUGAAGCUGGUCAACCUGGGCUUCGCCACCCUCCGGGAGCAUGUGCCCAACGGCAGCGCCAACAAGAAGAUGAGCAAGGUGGAGACCCUGCGCUCUGCGGUGGAGUAUAUCCGGGCGUUACAGCAACUUCUGGAUGAACACGAUGCAGUGAGCGCGGUUUUCCAAGCCGGCCUGAUCUCCCCCACUCUCUCCACCGAGAUCAACUCCAUCGCUAGCUCUCCCGUCUCAUCCUGCUCCUCCGAGGAGGUAACCAGCGAACCUCUGAGUCCUGAGGAACAGGAACUCCUAGACUUUGCCAGCUGGUUUUGAGCGGUCUCUCACUCUCUCCAUUUAUCUCUCUCUCCAUCUAUCUAUCUAUCUCCAUCUAUCGCUCUCCAUCUAUCUCUCUCUCUCUCUCCAUCUAUCUCUCUCCCUCUUUCUCUCCAUCUAUCUCUCUCUCCAUCUAUCUAUCUCUCUCUCCAUCUAUCUCUCUCUCCAUCUAUCUAUCUCUCCAUCUAUC
Hemiscyllium ocellatum (epaulette shark) is the source of this 814-nucleotide messenger RNA. It is a transcript of the gene ascl1a, whose product is annotated as achaete-scute family bHLH transcription factor 1a. Gene Ontology annotation, molecular function: RNA polymerase II transcription regulatory region sequence-specific DNA binding; DNA-binding transcription factor activity, RNA polymerase II-specific; protein dimerization activity. Gene Ontology annotation, biological process: regulation of transcription by RNA polymerase II; developmental process. The coding region runs from base 1 to 624 and encodes 207 amino acids. Lineage: Eukaryota; Metazoa; Chordata; Chondrichthyes; Orectolobiformes; Hemiscylliidae. The transcript has a single exon. The record is from RefSeq and is a predicted model, not a curated record.